UGAUGUUGCGCCCAGAGAGAUAAGGGAAUGUAGUAUGCGAAAAGGUCCUGGCUUCGGCCAGGCAUAUACCAAGUGCUUUACCUGACGAAACAUAAUGAUGUUUCCAGCAAGUGAUGUGUCCGAAAUAUAGUCCCUAGAUGACGAAGUUAUGUGUUGUAAUUGCCGCUAAUCGCUGUGUCAUGCCCCGCAAAGGUAGUUUGUUUUUAGUCAACAAACUCAUUCCAAAUCAUAGUCGCAUGUUGUGGAGAGGAAAUAGUGUUAGAAUUUUACGUGUCCGUCCAUGCUUCGGCCGAACAUAUACUUUUGUAGUACUGACCUGUGAAACCAUACAUUGCCGCCACCUCUCCAUACGACCAAAAUGAUUGACUGUAGUAGAACUAUCACUUUGUUGAAUUCUGUUGACCUUGUUGUCGAUAUCGUGCCUGAUCCUCAGAUUGAUGAAUGUAUACGUUUUGUUGCCGGAGUAUUGGAUCUCACGGCUCUCACCCACCAUCGAAGCCACACUAUCCAUAUUCCAGUGUACUCUUGUUGUCGAUUGUUUUCGUUGGAUGGCCAGUAUGUCAAUUUGUCUCUCCGUUGUUAAGAUCAGCCGUCGGUGUCUCGUUGAUAUGAGCCAAAUAAAGUAGGCAGUGAACAUGCCUGUUCCUAUCCAAUAACGAAGGUUUACAUACCAGUGACACAACUAGUAAAGUAUCUGCCGUCGGUUAUUGUAUCAGGCAAAUGUGGUUAAGAACAAAUGAAUAAUACAAAACAUAUGUAUCGGAUAUUAUUUCACGCCUGUUCGACAUCAGUUCUCUUCAAGUGUUUCAGCAACGUCCUCCACAGCAGAUCAAUCAACUCAACGAUGAAACAUUGGCUGACAGUAGUUUGUGUGCUGGGCUUCCUGUGCGGAGGAGUCUUUACACUGUACUCGGCUAUAUCCAUCGGAUCGCAAGGACUAGGCACAAUGGCCAAAAGUCUGAAAAGCAUCGAGAGCGUUAUGAAGACCUACUCAAAAAAUCUCAUCGCUGCCCACAACAAGUUCAUGAACUCGAUCGACAAACUCGGACUGUUCGUGAACACCACGUACAAAGCGUUGAACGAUUCCUACGGUGCCACGCAACCCAGCAUGGAGAACGUAAUGUGGAACAUGGAGUGGUUCACUAUGCAGUUCAAAUAUGGCGAACAGUCGAUCAACUCCAAUAUUGGUUAUGAUUUGUACAGAUUGAACGAUGGAAUGCAACAGACCAUGACUACGAUCAUGCAGUAUUUCAACAUGCUGGUCUCUUCCUUUGCCUAUCAACAGAAUGGGGAAAUCUGCACAGAACAGAUCUCCACUAAGGCCAGCAACGUGCCCAGCCAGCUUUCCAAGUUUGGUGUGUGUUUACUAACGGAAGUAGAAACCGUGCCAACCAUUGUGAGCCCUGUGCAGGAUAUCUUGGAUUUGGUGAAGAGUGACUUAACUUCGAUGAACAAGCAACUCAAGAUCUGUGCUGCCACAUCUACCAGCUGCAUCAAUGAGUACUUCUCGGAUAUCUACAUGGAGUUGAGCCACGUCAACAUGGAACUGUAUAUGGCACAUAAUCUGCUGAGCACCUUUCAAUACGAUGCAAUGUCGCGCAAUGAACUGUGUUCAGAGUUGAUCAGGUACAAUGUCCAGGAUAUCUUACAGAACUUGACGACAGAGUUCAGCCAGUGUACGUAUCCCCAAUACUAAAUGGAGAAUGUUUCCAGUACAAUGAAUUCACCAUCAGCGUUUUGUUCGCUGCCGAAAUCAUCUGAGUAAUAAAAAUAUGAGC
This is a messenger RNA of Armigeres subalbatus, 1778 nucleotides long. RefSeq lists its product as uncharacterized. The record is from RefSeq and is a predicted model, not a curated record. The coding region runs from base 737 to 1696 and encodes 319 amino acids. Lineage: Eukaryota; Metazoa; Arthropoda; Insecta; Diptera; Culicidae. The transcript is spliced from 4 exons.